Molecule: messenger RNA, 137 nt
Organism: Gongylonema pulchrum
Lineage: Eukaryota; Metazoa; Nematoda; Chromadorea; Rhabditida; Gongylonematidae
Source: the annotation of a GenBank genome assembly
GGCCAGAAGCCGUACCCGUGCGAUUUGUGCAGCGCAAAAUUCACGCAGUUUGUCCAUCUGAAGCUCCACAAACGUCUGCAUACCAAUGAACGACCAUACACUUGCUCGAGCUGCGGUUUGUUGCAUGCUUAUUAGUC